ACUGUCUAACAUAACACUGAUGUUCUAGUGGAGCAAGCAUAACAUACUUUGCUGCUAUCAAAGAUGACUCUUACCUUGGUUGAAUCCCUUCUUCUGACCCUGAUUAUUUCAGUACUCAUCUUCUCUACAUGGAAUUCCUUAUACCGAAGACGUAACUUGCCUCCAGGUCCAACACCAUUACCCAUUGUUGGAAAUGUCUUCCACAUUAAGAGAGGAGAGAUGGUCAAAUCAUUGAUGGAGUUAAAAGAGAAAUAUGGCUCAAUAUACACUGUGUAUUUUGGACAUUAUCCUAUAGUUGUCUUGUGUGGUUACGACACUGUCAAAGAAGCACUAAUUGACCGUGCAGAAGAAUUCGGGGGCCGGGGAAGGCUUCCCACGUUUGAUCAGUUUGUGAAAGGAUAUGGGGUAGGUUUUAGCAAUGGGAGUAGAUGGAAGGAUUUGCGCAGAUUUUCCCUUACAACCCUAAGAAAUUUUGGCAUGGGAAAGAAAUCCAUUGAAGAAAGGAUCCAAGAAGAAGCCCAUUUUCUCAUAGCAGAGAUCAAAUCACAAAAAGAACAAUUUGUCGACCCGACCAGAUUUCUACUCCAGUGUGUCUCAAAUGUAAUUUGCUCCAUUGUGUUUGGAAACCGCUUUGAAUACAGUAAUGAUAGCUUCCAGAAGCUCCUGGGCAUGUUUCAUGCUGUAUUUCGGGAUAUGAGCACUGUGUGUGGACAGUUACAGGAGAUGCUGCCAGCAGUCAUGAGCUAUAUACCAGGACCGCACCAGAGAAUAAACAAAAGCAUGGAAAAACUCACCGAUUUCAUCAAGGAACGAGUAGAAAUGAAUAAGGAGUCAUUUGAUCCCAACUCACCCAAGGAUUUCAUUGAUUGCUUCCUCUUAAGACAGCAGCAGGAAAAGGACAAUCCUAACUUUGACAGGGAGAACAUGAUAAUGACCAUAUUCAACUUGUUUUUUGCUGGGACUGAAACAGUCAGCAGUACCCUAAGACAUGGACUUAUGAUACUUAUGAGGUACCCUGAAAUACAAGCUAAACUACAUGCGGAAAUAGACCAUGUUAUUGGUGAAAGUCGCAUCCCAAACCUUGAGGACCGCAGCAAAAUGCCAUAUAUGGAAGCCGUAAUCCAUGAGAUCCAGAGAUUCGUUGAUAUUCUCCCACUGAAUCUUCCCCACGCAACAACAAAAGAUGUUGACUUCAAGGGAUACACUAUUCCGAAGGGCACAGAUGUCUAUCCAUUGUUGUGUUCUGUUCUUAAAGACCCUACAAAAAUUCCCUGCCCCGACAAUUUUGAUCCUACCCAUUUCUUAGAUGACAAGGGAUGCUUUAAGAAAAAUGAGACCUUCAUGCCAUUCUCUGCAGGGAAACGGGUAUGUGCCGGAGAAGGUUUGGCCAGGAUGGAGCUGUUUCUUUUCUUUACAACCAUCCUACAGCACUUCAAGUUAACUCCAGAGAGAGAAAUCACGGACAAUGAUAUCAAACCCCUGAUGACUGGUUUUUCAAAUAUUCCCAAAUUUUAUCGGAUGUCGUUCAUCCCGCGGCUUUAAUUUUGAAUAAGGAUGGCAUGUAGUCUUACUUCAGAUGCAUCAAAUAAGCUUCAGAUGUGUGAUCCUUUCUUUCAGGGGGGCUGGGUCUUGCAAAUGGGGUCACAGAAGAAAAAAAGACACAAAUGAAGUCUUCUGAAAAUUGUAUGCAAUAACUAAUCAUGUGUAACACGUGUUAUGUGGCAAAUGUAUAAUGCAUGUGACCUUGAUUAUUCAGAAAGUCAACAAAUUUAAAGUAAAGCUAAGAAAAUCAUUGUAUUAGUCUCUAUCAAGUGUUCAUUGGCUAUUUGAAUCCUUUGAAUCCUAUUUGAAUCCUUUCAUUUCAGCAGUUGAGAAACAUGGCACCCAUUGACCCUUUAAUAUCACACAUAUUUCACUAGAAAGGGGUAUUCCAGCCAGAAGCAGUUACUAUCUGUUAGAUAGCAUUCUAGGAGGAAGUCCAACCACUGGGACCUACACCGGUCCCCAGAUAUGCUGCAUCCUCAGCCAUAAACUCAACCACCACUCUAUUUAAAUUCCUCCUAGCCACAGCUAUGUGCCCUGAGGCAAAAGGGGACCGGGGACCACUGUUCUGGUGAUCGUCGGGGGUGCCACCAGUUAGAACCCCACGAACAAACAUUUAUAACAUGUGCAGUGGAUAGGUGACAUAUGCUUCAUUGUGAUUCACCACUUGUGCUGCUUAAAUGGCAGUUUCUUUAUUAUGCUAAUAACGUGUUAUUCAUCUUUUUCUGCAUGACAUGGAAGGCAAUUAUUUUUUGCCAAUUUCACACAAAUGCCAAGAGAUUUUAU
Molecule: messenger RNA, 2328 nt
Organism: Bufo bufo (common toad)
Lineage: Eukaryota; Metazoa; Chordata; Amphibia; Anura; Bufonidae
Product: cytochrome P450 2A13-like
Exons: 9
Coding region: 64-1542 (492 amino acids)
Biological process (GO): xenobiotic metabolic process
Cellular component (GO): cytoplasm; intracellular membrane-bounded organelle
Molecular function (GO): oxidoreductase activity, acting on paired donors, with incorporation or reduction of molecular oxygen, reduced flavin or flavoprotein as one donor, and incorporation of one atom of oxygen; heme binding; iron ion binding
Source: RefSeq, a predicted model, not a curated record